Messenger RNA from Colletotrichum navitas, 498 nucleotides. RefSeq lists its product as uncharacterized. The transcript has a single exon. Lineage: Eukaryota; Fungi; Ascomycota; Sordariomycetes; Glomerellales; Glomerellaceae. Bases 42 to 311 code for a protein of 89 amino acids. The record is from RefSeq and is a predicted model, not a curated record.
CCCCCCCCCCCCCCCCCAAAGCUUGCUCCUGGUGAGCGCACAUGUCGCUGCCGCAUGUGCCAAGGCCUACGAUAUCAGUUCGCUCGUCACAAGGGAAAGCACCUUCCGGAAGAUCACCGCCAAGCUCAGAAGUCGCAGCUCGGUCGGGCAGGCCAAGAGGGGAAGAGGUGAACAGGCGUCCAUCCCCUUGUCUUGUACGGAUGAUACGGUGUCCGUUCAAUCCGCAGACCGGUGACCGACGAUCAGGCUGUUACCGGCUUUCCUCGUUUCUCUGCUUCCGCUCCCCCCCGUCCCCUUUGGCAAGAAAGUAAUGGAGACACAAGGGCCAUUGGGGGGGGGGGUUGUUUUGUAGUUAUAGCGGGUGCCCCGACGUACUGGCGCGGCAUUUACCCAGCAUAUAGCUCUGCAACAUGGGGAAGGGGACCGGGUUAGUCGCUGCCAAGGGAUCGUCCUGGUUCCCCCCUACAAUGGGUAUUGAUGAUUUCUAUUUCAUCUAUU